This is a messenger RNA of Monopterus albus (swamp eel), 2826 nucleotides long. RefSeq names its product transportin-2-like. Gene Ontology annotation, molecular function: small GTPase binding. Gene Ontology annotation, biological process: protein import into nucleus. The record is from RefSeq and is a predicted model, not a curated record. NCBI's taxonomy places the organism in Eukaryota, Metazoa, Chordata, Actinopteri, Synbranchiformes, Synbranchidae. The transcript has 19 exons. The coding region runs from base 550 to 2805 and encodes 751 amino acids.
UUAGCAUUGUAAGUCAAACUGUAGUCAGGCAGAUUAGCGGCUAACGCCAGCUUGCAAAACGUGUUCGCCAAGUUUGUGCCUAUUAUGGGCUGCCAGUGUUCUGUUAACUGCGAUGCCUUACACAACCACUAAAUUACUUGUUUUCUCUGAAAGGAUGACUGAGUACAGAGUUUUCCUUGGGUAAUAGAUGGCGGUAUUCGCCUAUUUUCAUACCGGGCAAAUUCAGAUAUCUCAUCCGGGGAACUGCUUGCCGACCAGGCCUGAGCUGGAGAGCAGCUUUGGUAGUAUUAGGUCAGUCAGCUGUGUGUAGGCAGCUCACAUAGGGCGUAAACAAUCUACACGUUCAUUAAUAGUGGUCCUUAUAAUAGGGUUAAACCAAUAAUUGCGGUCAACUGUAGGCAAGGUAACUGUUAAACCACACGGGAUGUUGGCUUGGAGCCGGACAAGGCGGUAGUGCUACCUACUGUGGCUAGCGUUAACUUAUUUCCUGACCACUUUCUCGCUCACUGUGACCAACAACAUAUGAAUACGACAAGAGCUGAAUAGUUGAUGGAGUGGCAGCCAGAUGAGCAGGGACUUCAGCAGGUCCUCCUGCUGCUCAAGGAUUCACAAUCUCCCAAUACAGUAACACAGAGAGCUGUCCAACAAAAACUUGAACAACUCAACCAGUUCCCUGACUUCAACAAUUAUCUCAUCUUUGUCCUCACACGGCUCAGAACUGAAGAUGAGCCAACUCGCUCCCUGAGCGGUCUGAUCCUGAAAAACAAUGUUAAAGCCCACUACCAGAACUUCCCCCCAGCUGUUGCUGACUUCAUCAAGAAGGAAUGUCUCGGUAACAUCGGUGACCCCUCGCCGCUCAUCCGUGCCACCAUUGGCAUCCUGAUCACUACUAUUGCCUCCAAGGGAGAAUUACAGACAUGGCCUGAGCUGCUGCCCCAGCUCUGCAACUUGCUUAACUCAGAGGACUACAACACCUGCGAGGGCUCGUUUGGAGCACUGCAGAAGAUCUGCGAAGACUCGUCGGAGCUGCUGGACAGCGACGCUCUGAACAGACCCCUCAACAUUAUGAUACCUAAGUUCCUUCAGUUCUUCAAGCACUGCAGCCCCAAGAUUAGGUCCCACGCCAUAGCCUGUGUGAAUCAGUUCAUCAUUGGCAGAGCCCAGGCCCUAAUGGACAACAUUGACACCUUCAUAGAGAGCCUGUUUGUGCUGGCAGCAGACGAGGACUCUGAGGUUCGAAAGAACGUGUGCCGAGCCCUGGUCAUGCUACUGGAGGUCCGUGUCGACCGCCUCAUCCCCCACAUGCACAGCAUCAUCCAGUACAUGCUACAGCGGACCCAGGAUCCUGAUGAGAAUGUGGCUCUGGAGGCCUGUGAGUUUUGGCUGACUCUAGCAGAGCAACCCAUCUGUAAGGAGAUGCUGUCUGGACACCUGGCGCAACUGACACCUAUCUUGGUAAAUGGGAUGAAGUACUCAGAGAUAGACAUCAUACUGUUAAAGGGUGAUGUGGAGGAGGACGAGGCGGUACCAGAUAAUGAACAAGACAUCAAGCCCCGUUUCCACAAGUCACGGACUGUCACCUUGCAGCAUGAAGGAGGGGAGGGUGAGGAGAGUGAGGACACUGAAGAUGAUGACGACGAUGAUGACGACACACUGUCUGACUGGAACCUGCGAAAGUGUUCAGCUGCAGCCCUGGACGUGCUGGCCAACGUGUUCCGUGAUGAGCUGCUGGCCCACCUCCUGCCGCUGCUGAAGGACUUGCUCUUCCACCCUGACUGGGUCAUCAAGGAGUCUGGCAUCCUGGUGUUGGGGGCCAUAGCUGAAGGCUGUAUGCAGGGCAUGGUGCCAUACCUGCCAGAGCUGAUUCCCCACCUCAUCCAGUGUCUGUGUGACAAAAAGGCCUUGGUGCGUUCCAUUGCCUGCUGGACCCUGAGUCGUUAUGCACAUUGGGUGGUCUCCCAGCCCCCUGACUCCUACCUCAAACCACUUAUGACAGAGCUUCUGAAACGAAUCCUGGACAGCAACAAGCGGGUACAGGAGGCCGCCUGCAGUGCAUUUGCCACCUUGGAGGAGGAAGCAUGCACAGAGCUGGUGCCCUACCUGAGCUUUAUCCUGGACACGCUGGUCUUUGCCUUUGGAAAAUACCAGCACAAGAAUCUCCUCAUCCUCUACGAUGCCAUAGGCACUUUAGCAGACUCCGUGGGCCACCACCUCAAUCAGCCAGAGUACAUUCAGAAGUUGAUGCCCCCUCUUAUUGCCAAGUGGAAUGAACUGAAGGACGAAGAUAAGGAUCUCUUCCCACUACUAGAGUGUCUGUCAUCAGUAGCCACCGCCCUGCAGAGUGGGUUCCUGCCUUACUGUGAGCCUGUCUACCAGCGCUGUGUCACACUAGUCCAGAAGACACUAGCUCAGGCCAUGAUGUACAACCAGCAUCCAGACCAAUAUGAGGCUCCAGACAAGGAUUUCAUGAUUGUGGCCCUGGAUCUGCUUAGCGGUCUCGCUGAGGGUUUGGGGGGCCACGUGGAACAGCUAGUGGCCCGCUCCAACAUCAUGACCCUGCUUUUUCAAUGCAUGCAGGAUACUAUGCCUGAGGUGAGACAGAGCUCUUUUGCGCUGCUCGGUGAUCUAACCAAGGCGUGCUUCCCCCAUGUCAAACCCUGCAUUGCUGAGUUCAUGCCCAUCCUGGGGCUCAACCUGAACCCAGAGUUUAUCUCGGUGUGUAACAAUGCCACAUGGGCCAUUGGGGAGAUCUCAAUGCAAAUGGGUAAGAAAGCAGGUCGUACUUUAUUGUUGCACUUUUUCUAACAAAUGGUUUCCUUCCCUGAA